Aspergillus neoniger CBS 115656 is the source of this 1284-nucleotide messenger RNA. RefSeq lists its product as uncharacterized. The transcript has a single exon. NCBI's taxonomy places the organism in Eukaryota, Fungi, Ascomycota, Eurotiomycetes, Eurotiales, Aspergillaceae. The record is from RefSeq and is a predicted model, not a curated record. Bases 1 to 1134 code for a protein of 377 amino acids.
AUGGAGCCCCGUUUCGAUAGCAUCGCAUACGAUCGAUUGGCCAAGUCUUACCUACUCGAGAUGAACCGAGCUCUCUCAGUGGCGAACGGGGACGGAUUUCGGGUCCAGGACCCAGUCACGGAGAUCCUCCUCCUGGAAGGCUAUCAGAGGCCAGUAGCACCGAAAAACAUGACCCUUCCAGUCCCGAACAUAUCCAAAUCAAAGGAAGGAUUUGAAUAUGAAGCCAAUAUAUUUCUUGGGUUUACGAUUCCUCUCGAACUGGCCCAUGAAAUACUUCGAUUCCUGGAUCUGAGGUCCAUAGGAAUGAUGCUCCUAGUCAACAGCAAGACCAAGGAGCAGGUGGAAACCAUGCUGGAUUACCCCGUCCUCAAAACCCAUGCGCACGAGACUCUCAAUUUGAUGCGCCAGAUGAGACUUUCUUCACACUACACCAUUGGACAGAUCUUCAAUGAAUUCUGUCAGCCUAAGUGCAGAACGUGCCCAAAUUUUGGGCCGUUUCUCUACAUUCCAACCAUGCAGAGAUGUUGCUAUGAAUGCAACUUAUACAAAAAGUCGUACGGAUUGGGAUCUGUCAAGAAAAUCUGCCACUACUUCGGAAUUGAGGAAGAGGAACUGAACGAUCUCCAACUUGUCCACAAUAUUUGGCUUCAUGAUCCCCAAGACUGCAUGGCAAACAUCUCGCAGUGCAAGAACCUUGUAUCCAAGCUUUAUGGGCCGGAGGAGGCAGAGAUACUAGACGCAACUGUCCAUAUAAUCGAAGGAGAAGGUGUCUAUUUAUCUGAAGUUGAACCGACGCCAUACCAACGACACGGGAUUCCUGGGGGCGGAUGUUUCUGGAGCGAGAGGAAAAGGAACCGCAUGAAGUUCAUGGCCACGGUGCCGUUCCCCUACCGGGACAAGCGGGCACAGGCUACAGAUGCAGGAGUCUACUGUACCGCUUGCGCUUACUUCUGGAGAGAGAUGGUACUAUUCGAUGGGCGUGGGCCUUGGGGCUGCGAAGAACCUUGCCCAUUAGGCUGGGAAUCUUCCUUUCGAGCCUAUCGAGAGGCCGAUUUACCUCAGCAUGUUGAGACGUGUCUAAGCGUCCACGCAGUGGAGAUGAACCCUGAGCUGCGUCCCCAUGAUGUUAACUAGUCCAUUUCAGAUGAGGGGCAUCUUUUCUGAUAUGUGCCGGGAACCAAGAGCCUUCUUUUGGAAAUGACUGUGCUCCGGACGAUACGCGGGACGGGCUAUGGUAUCUUUCGACCCCGAUGCUCGUGAUUCAGGAAGAUUACGAUAAUCAUG